Messenger RNA from Ceratitis capitata (Mediterranean fruit fly), 4681 nucleotides. RefSeq lists its product as uncharacterized. The transcript has 19 exons. Gene Ontology annotation, molecular function: signaling receptor activity. Lineage: Eukaryota; Metazoa; Arthropoda; Insecta; Diptera; Tephritidae. Gene Ontology annotation, cellular component: external side of plasma membrane; signaling receptor complex. Gene Ontology annotation, biological process: nervous system development. Bases 262 to 4596 code for a protein of 1444 amino acids. The record is from RefSeq and is a predicted model, not a curated record.
UGUAUUAAACAACAACAAACGAAUACCAAUUGUAUGUAAAGAAAUACUUUGACGAGCGUAAAUAAUGUCGCUUGUGGAACUACAAAAUAAAAAACAACAACAUCAAAAAUAGUUACUGCAAUACCCAACGCUUUAAUAUCACUUUACUCUAAAAAAUACAAAUAUAUCGCCAACAACACCAGCAAUAACAACAGUUACAUUUUCAACAGUUGUGCUACAACACCAUAGAUCCAACAUAUAUAAAUUCCCAGUGGCGGUAAGAUGACGCGUUUCAAAAUAAAAAAUCUCAAAAUGCUCACCUGCUGCUGUCUCAGCACCUGGGUCGCUCUAUUCGGUGUACUGCACUUAGUGCGUUGCAGUGAGUUUCCCGAACGUGAAUGUUGCGACCUAACGACCACGUCGACAGUUGGCCCGCUGCCAGUACCGCCGGCAGCGUUGCCCACAGAUAAAUCACUAUCAGCCACUACUGCCGUACAGACAAUAUCUGUCGGACGAUCGGGUUCUAACAUAAAAGUUGCGUCCGCAAUACUUAAUUGUAUCUUAGCACGCCAGUUGUGUUUCGAAGACCCGUCGUGUUCGGCUAUCUUAGAAAUUAUUCCCAGAGUAUGUGGGCCUAUACCAGUUUCGUGCAGUACAGUAACUGUGACAAAGUGUCAAGCCGCCUUAAGGACACUGCAAGCCUUUCAGUUCUUUCGUCCAACCUGCCUUUGCAAAGAGCCCGGCAUGGAUCCGGAUUGUAAUCAUUUUCGUGAUUUCCUUUUCGAUCAUCCAUGCGGUUUCGUGCUUAAAAAAGCUGAAAAGGAUCCAUAUCCAAUUGAUGCAUUGCCGACGUGCAAUCACGCAUUGUCUGUAUGUCAGCAGGAGCGUAAAUGCCUGAAGCUUUUCGAAGAUUUCAAAGCGCAUUGUAAAGUAAGGGACAAUAAGUGCAAAAUGGAGAACAGAGAUGCCUGCCACGACUCGUGGACGAAUCUACGUCUCUCGCCCAUGUUCGGCUGCAUAUGUCCGAAUAAUCAUAUGAAAAAACGCUGUGAUCGUAUAUUUAAUAUAGUUAAUCACAAUCCGUGUGUGGAUAGAUUAAUAUUCUUUCCGGAUGGCGCCAUACCAAAAUUUAAACAAAAACAAAAGCAACAACACAAUCGCACCAGCUCAACAUCAUCAUCAGCAACAUCGCCAUCAUCAUCAUCCUCAUUCUCAUACCCAUCAUCAUCAAUAGCCGUCAAUACCACCGGUCAACAACAGCUAUCGAAUAACAUCUCGCCGGAUGAGGAGGAGGAGGACGACUAUGAUGAUCGCAUACGCGCUGAAAUCUAUUCAAAUUAUCCACAUUAUCUCCACCCACCAUCGUGGGGUCUGAACAAUCCGUUAGUGUUGGCCUCACACUCACCACACACCUACGACGAUGAAGACGAAUCACUGCUGGAGGUGGGCGGUGAGGAUACAGCGACGAGAAGCCGUACACAGAAAGCGGAACAAAGGCAACAACACUGGCAGCGGCAACAAAUGGCACAGAAUGUGGAGAAGACUGGACGUACUGGGGAGAGUGUUGUUGGCGAUGGCGUUGGUGAUGAUGUUGUAGUAUUGGUGGACACUGCCAACACUGGCCGACACUUCGCUGGUGGUGUUGGUGUUGGCGGUUAUGGUUUCGGUUCCGCUGGUGCGCUUGAUGAGUCUAUAACUGAGCACAGUGGCGGCAAGAGCGGCAGUGGCAAUAAUAAUAUACUCAUCGGCAAUAGCAACAAUCAUGGCACUCACCAAAUGCACGAAUAUUUUGAUGGUUUCACUUAUGCCACCUCACCUGCAACGGCAGCUACACCAGAGUCUGCACUUCCGGCACCACCGACACAUCUGCACCAUAAUAAGAAGCAUCCGAAAAUGUCUAUUUCUAGCACAAAUUCGCACAAAAGUAUACUACAUCUUAGUGACGAUAUAACCACCGGCCGUGAUAAACUAACCCACCGUUCGCGCACCUACAAAGGUGAUAGCAUGGAUGAGAGAGUCAGAAUAAUGGGCAUGGACGAUAAAUUGCAUCUGAAAAUGUUCGAAGAUAAUUUGGCGCUCAUCGAUACGCCACUCAUAGCAUCAGCGACGAGCACACACUACCCAGGCACCGUGUCCACUUCGUUGCACUCCCUACACGGCAUACUCUUGUACCCGUUCAAUGUAAGCGACUUCCAGCAGCGACACAACGCGCCAACCGGACACGACACGAGCGCUUUGGAUAUCAUCGACACGGCCAACACGUACGGGUACGACCAGAGCGGUGGUGGCUCCCAAGGCCAUAGUCAUGGCGGUGGCGGCGGCGUUUACUAUCAAAGUGGUCAGGAUGUUGAAGUGGACCUCUCAACGGAAAUAAUUAAGCAACACUUUCAGAGUACCUGCCACACAGCAUUGGACACUUGCCGAGAGGAUGUCACAUGUUCCGCUUCUCUGCAGCCAAUGUUGAUGCAUUGUGAAAUGCACCGUUGCAAUCGCAAUGCAUGCAUGACAUCACUACAAGCCUUCUAUAAGGGACCGCAUGAGGAUUUGAAUUUGGAUAUUGCAUUCUGCCUCUGCAAAAAAACAACGAAUCGUCACGAUAUGUGCAUGAUUGCACAGGAAAAGCUCCAUCCAACUUGUGCACAAAGGCCGGCCGAUAACAGUAAUCAGCAAGGUUCAAAUGGCGUUUACUACCACCCGCCACCGACCUGUCAUUCAGUGGCGGAAAAUUGCAAAGAGGAUCGUGAGUGCAGACUCAAAUUGGAGUACUACGAACAGGCCUGUGCCGUGGACAGCGUGACGAAGAAAUGCGCGGGCCGUCCAAGUGGCUGCCGCAUAGCCAUGAUUGGCAUACUCGGCACAAUGCUGCGCACCACCUGCGCCUGUCAGGGCACCGAUCCGCAGCAUCUCUAUCAGUGUGUGGGCUGGCGACGUUUACUUUGGCUGAAUCCUUGUGUUGUUGAGGCGCAGAAGGAUUUUCAUAUGAAACGUCUCGCCGAAUUGGGAUAUCUCACAACUACCACCACAACAACUACUACAACCACGACAACAACAACACGUGCGCCUCCGCCACCACCACCACCGCCUGUGCUGACAACUGUUACCACCACAACAACACACCGGCAGCCGGCCACAUCACCGCGACAGACAUCGCGUAAGCAGACAACUCACAUAUUUCGCGGUUAUCCGCCAAAAGAGAAAUCGGAGCCCACAUCCAUGGAGGACAAUUAUAUCGAACAGCCAGAUUCGAUACCGUUGCACAGCGGAAAUGAUAAAAACGGAAAUGCCGGAAAUGGCGAUUAUCACAACGGCAAGGGUAAGAGUAACGGCGCCAAUGGCAGCAGCAAUGCUGGAAAUGGCAAUGGCAGUGGGCGAGGCAACGGUAGUGGAAAUAGCGCUGGCAGUGCUGACAAUGCCAGUGCAGCUGCCGUCAAUGUGCCGCGUCAUGGUAAGAAUGGUAAAAACAACAAAAACGGCAAGAACGCCAAACACAACAACGGCAACGGCAAUGGCAACGGCAACGGCAAUUUCAAUGGCAAUGGCCACGGCAAUGGCAAUGGCAAAAAUUUGGGUGUCGGCCAUCACAGCACCAACGGUCAUGCAGCGGCGGCGGAAGCUACCGACGUUGGCGCUGCCGUUGGCGUUGCUCAUGGUAAUGGAAAUGAUUUUGGCGAUUUCGAUGAUCAACUGAUUUCUGGCGAACAAAUUCAAACAACUGAAUAUGCGGGUUUUAGCGCAACUGAACCACCAACCACAAUAACCACAACAGUGGCAACCACAACAACAACGCAAGCGCCAAGAAACUGCGUCGUGCAGCGUCCACAUCAGUCGGAUCAGUUGAUACGUGAAGGCUCCAGUAGGCGGAUCUACUCCCUGGACGAUGCUGAAUGCAGUGAAUUGUGCAGUUGCGGAGAAUCACUAACGCUCACCUGUCACGCUCUUUGUGUGCCAUUUGCGCCCUGCCGUACCGCCUUGGCCUUCUACAGUCAUGCUUCACCCGCAUAUCAGGCAUUCCGCGGGCGUUGUCUCUGUUAUUCCGGUCGAUUUAUAUGUAUGAAGCCACCGUUGGGUGAAUAUACAUUGCCAGGUGGCGUUUUUCUUCUACUUGGCUAUAGCUCAGCUGAUGAAGCGCUUCUACGACCUCAUACGAAUCUCGGUGUGCAGGAUGCUGUCAGAGCUUUGCAGCAAUACGUUACAACACAUAUAGACAACCAGACACAGUGCACGCUAACGCUCUUCAACAUGACCGAUGAGAACAUAAUAAUUGCUGCUCGUUUACCGCACGAUGCUAAGCUGAAGGCUAUUGAACUGCUUGGCAAAGAGAAGGAUGAAUGCACUUCGAUAUUGAAAACCAUCAGCCAUCACAUAAACACCGAACAUCACGAAUUGCAAUCCCACCGACUGUUGAGCAUUUUCAAAAUGUCCGAAGUCGAAGUUGUUUGGCCGGAAAGUAGUCGAGCCGCAGCGCAGUUGCAUAGUGGACCUGCUGCAUGCAUUCUACCGCUCGCACUACUCAUCUGUCACGCUACAGCGACAUACCAACGGGAUAUUGUCGAUUUACUGGUGUGGCUGUUGUGGCGAGGUGUGGGGCGUGGCGCGAAAUGGAGUGUAAUGACAUGACCAAUGGCAGCAACGUAAUCGCAAGUAAGCAAUGCACUAAAUAAAUAGAAAAUCACCAUAACAAAAAAAGAAAAAAAUAAAUAAA